UUUCCAGUAUAUUGGAGGUUACAUUUGAAUUUCGAAUACAUUUUGAAAUUUAAAUUUCAAAAAUGAAUUUCGCUAUGAUUUUGUUCUUUGUGUUCGCUUGCGUUUUGGCUUUGACAGCAGUACAAGGCGCUCCCAGUCCAAAAUGGAAGGUGUUCAAAAAACUUGAAAAAGUAGGCAGAAACGUCCGUGAUGGCGUUAUCAAAGCGGGCCCAGCUGUGGCCGUGGUGGGACAGGCAGCGGCCAUUGGAAACUUCUCCCACUACAGACACGGCCGGUCCAGCCUUGAUGACUCCAUCCCGAAUGUUUCUGCCGACUUUUUCCUGAAAAAUUUAAAAAAAGAGGGUGCUGGUCAAAGGGUGCGUGACUCCAUCAUCAGCGCCGGCCCAGCUGUGGCUACCGUAGCCCAAGCCCAGAGUGUCUUACAAGGAGGCGAUAGGGGAUAGUCCAAAUAAUAUUAAUUAAAACAUUAUCAAGACCAAAACAUACUAAUCCACUUUUGUAUAAUCUUGUUCUUUCUUCAUUCAUUCUCUCCACUUUGGAGAAGAGUCCAGGGUAAGCUGUUGACCAUGGAUCCUGAACUGGGUGAGUUAGGUUUUUACACGAAGCUACUUCCCCAUCUGUUCUCAGCCACGUUUGCAAAUAAACCUAACCCUUAUUGGAUCUAUCAUGGUUACAAAACAAGUUGUCUUAAUGUAAAGGUUUCCUCAUGAUGUAAACCGUAAAAGCGCGCAUAAGAAAACGCUACACUUAUUGGAUUAUUAAUCAAGAUUAGUCUUAAAGUAAUAGUUCAUUAUUUAUAUAAAAAAAAGUAAAUUUUAAUGUAUUUAAAAAUUCAUACUCAGUUAAGUUUAAACAAUGUUUAACACAUUCAGUGUAAUUAUGCUAUAUAAAGAAGUAAUUCUUCUGACUUACAGGUUAAUUAAAUAAAUUGUUUAUUUUA
Molecule: messenger RNA, 940 nt
Organism: Amyelois transitella
Lineage: Eukaryota; Metazoa; Arthropoda; Insecta; Lepidoptera; Pyralidae
Exons: 4
Coding region: 63-443 (126 amino acids)
Biological process (GO): defense response to Gram-negative bacterium; defense response to Gram-positive bacterium; antibacterial humoral response
Cellular component (GO): extracellular region
Source: RefSeq, a predicted model, not a curated record